Messenger RNA from Panonychus citri (citrus red mite), 1991 nucleotides. RefSeq names its product astacin-like metalloendopeptidase. The coding region runs from base 79 to 1950 and encodes 623 amino acids. The record is from RefSeq and is a predicted model, not a curated record. Gene Ontology annotation, molecular function: metalloendopeptidase activity; zinc ion binding. The transcript has 6 exons. Lineage: Eukaryota; Metazoa; Arthropoda; Arachnida; Trombidiformes; Tetranychidae. Gene Ontology annotation, biological process: proteolysis.
GAAAUUAUUAAUUGUUGAUGAGAUAGAGAAAACUAUUUAAUCAAUCAGUUAAUUUUGAUUGUAUUACUUGUAAUCAAAAUGUUCCCAAAUAAAUUGUUCCAAUUAUUUUGUCUUAAUACUUUGCUAUUAUUAGUGAUUAAUUGUAGCCUAAUCAGUGGUGAUCGUUACAAUCCCAAAAACAACAACCGUCGGAAUAAUCAAAAUGGCGACCAAUCUAAUAGACCUUCAGACAAUCGUAAUGUUAAACGUGGCCUGGAUGAAGAUAUGAAGCAUCCAUUGGGUAAAGAUGAUUUCGAUCGAGCGAAAAGUCUAGAUGAACGUCUUUUCGCCGUUAACGAUAAAGUCCUUUAUUCUGGUAAAUUGUUCGAAGGCGAUAUUGUUGAUGACCUUUUAUCCGGAAUUUCGCCUGAGAAAAACGCGAUCAACAAUCCGAAUUCCCAUUGGCCCAACGGUAAAGUUCCUUAUGUCAUUUCCCGUGAUUUUAAUGGUGAAGAAAGAUCGGUAAUCGCUCGAGCAAUCGAUGAUUAUCAUUCUAGAACUUGUAUUCGAUUUGAACCUUAUACUGGAUCAGAACCAAAUUACAUUCAUCUUGUUCGUGGCUCUGGCUGUUCUUCCAGAGUUGGUAUGACCGGUGGUAUGCAACAGGUCACUUUGGGUCAAGGUUGUGUUACCGUUGGUAUUGUUGAACAUGAGCUAAUGCACGCACUUGGUUUUGUCCAUGAACAAUCACGAACUGAUAGAGAUCGAUACAUUCGAGUUAAUUAUCAGAAUAUUAGAAGAGGAUUAGAACAAAAUUUCAGAAAAUAUUCCGUCGAGGAGAUAACCACUCUUAACGAACCAUAUGAUUACGGAAGUGUCCUUCAUUAUGGUUCGACAGCUUUUACCAAUGGAAAUGGACCAACAAUCGAGCCGCUCGAAGGAGGUACUGAGAUUGGUCAACGGGUUGGUUUUAGUCAGAUCGAUUUGGCAAAGAUCAAUAAACUUUACAGGUGUGGACGACAAGGUUUCCAAAAUAAUAAUGAAAGGCCAAAUUCAUCUGAUCGAAAUAGACCUGAGUCUGGAUCUUUUGGUGGUCAUCGUCCUGAUUCAUCUCAGAGGCCCAAUAGGGAGAGACCUGAACAUGGAUCACGACCUGAUUAUCGGCCUGAUUCGAGUUCUUUACAUAAACCAGAUUCUAGACCAGGAUUUGGAAGUUCGGGUUAUCCAAAUGGUUUCAUUUCUACAUCAACAUAUCGACCUUCAAUCGUAGACGGCAUUUUCGGCGGAUUCCAAUCUACUCAUCGACCAACAUACAGACCAGAUAAUCAUGGACAUCAACCUGGUAUCGGUGGUAGUGGUAAUCAUCGACCUGAUUAUGGCCACAAUCAAGGUCAUCAGAGACCCUCAUCUCGACCUGAUAUCGGUGGAUUUGGUGGAAUCGGUCGACCAUCAACAAUUGAUCCAGAAUCAGAAUAUGAAUUGGGCGGUGGGGGAAGUGGAUCAAGAUACACAACGACUCGUCGUCCAUCAGGUUUCGGAGGUUAUUCAACAACUUAUCGGCCGUAUAGAGAGACGGAGACUGAGUACAGCCAUGUAAGGCCAAGUUACACAUCAACUUAUAGACCUUACGGAUCAUCAAGGCCUGAUUAUGAAAACAAUUUCGGUAACAAUAAUCACCGACCUGGUUCAUCACCAUAUGAUAGAGAGGUAACAUCGACAUUCAGGCCAUUCGGUGGUACCAAUAUUGGAAAUUUUGGACAUGGAAUAUCAUCAAUUUUCAGUGGUCGACUUCCGGGUAGCUCAAUAAUUGACGCCAUCAGACCAGGAGGAGGUAAUGGUCCCCUUGGUGGACUAGGUGGUAAUAGAGGUUCGUCAAUCAUAUCCUCGUUUCUCCGACCAGAUCGAUUCAUUGGUCUGAUAGGUCAAGAUGAUCCGAAUAACCAAUCGACAACCAAAUCACCAAAGAAUUGAGAAAUUAAAUAUUGUCAACCAAAAAGAAGAAUAUUAAUAAU